Molecule: messenger RNA, 889 nt
Organism: Suillus subaureus
Lineage: Eukaryota; Fungi; Basidiomycota; Agaricomycetes; Boletales; Suillaceae
Exons: 5
Coding region: 221-790 (189 amino acids)
Source: RefSeq, a predicted model, not a curated record
CCAACCAAUUUUACCGCUUAUAAACAGUAAUUUACCGAUUAUGACUGUUUAUACCCGGUAGAUUGGCUGGGAGCGGCAAAACUCUAGCAGAACCGACCUACACUAGAAGGAACUGAGGUCCGACUGAUACCAUAAACUCCAGUAUGAAAUAUGACAUAAGGACCACUGGCGAGAGCACCGUUUUUUUCAUUGUAUUGUUCCCAAAAGAUGACGGACUUGAAUGAACGGGAGGCCAAACUUGAAGCUCUCUCGGACUCAUCAUCAAUUUCUCUGCACGCCAAGUAAUCGCGGAAUACAAGAACACAGGAUAUGGGUCCCUAGUACCGACUUAACCACCUUCCACCCUCUCGACUCGGCGACAAAUACAGUUGCCCUCAAAAAGGCAAUUAGGCUGCUCGAAGGUGCAUACCACCAAUUGAGCGCAAUACUGGCUCCCCCCCAGCACACGGUGAUGAAUAUGUUUUGGAUAAACAUCCAGAUGGUCUUAGCGCGAUCAGGCUGGCCGAAGCAGUCAACCUCGGCAAGCGCAAGACUGCACGCGUCUUACGAGCCUUAUCCCUCAUGGGCUGCUUUAAAGAAGGAGGUCUUCGCAAACACUCGGCUAUCCCUCAUACUCAAGUCAACAAACAACAUUGGAUGUUUUGCAGGACUUCAUUCUCAGGACGUCGUGAAAUACGCCGGAGUUCUCUACGAGAGUAUGAUUGACAAAGAAUUUUCUCGUUCACAUGAGCCCGACAAAGCGCUCUGGGUAUUGGCCUUCUGGAAGGAGGGUAUGAAGGUUAACUACUAGGAAAUGAUCAAUGAUGACGAUGAGAAACGAGAGAUGCAUGCAGAGUGUUUCAUCCAGGACUGCUGCAUCGCAAGCCAUUGCUAUUUAUGAAUCGUUACC